Messenger RNA from Fonsecaea erecta, 1080 nucleotides. RefSeq lists its product as hypothetical. Gene Ontology annotation, molecular function: catalytic activity. The transcript has a single exon. The record is from RefSeq and is a predicted model, not a curated record. NCBI's taxonomy places the organism in Eukaryota, Fungi, Ascomycota, Eurotiomycetes, Chaetothyriales, Herpotrichiellaceae. Bases 1 to 1080 code for a protein of 359 amino acids.
AUGGCUAACAACCAACGCUUCGCCGUCGACAAGAUCAAGGUCAAAAACGACCCCCGAAUAUCUUUCCUCUCGGCCUUUCUGAACGGCAAGACGUAUGGCUACCUGUUCAGCCCGGCGUCGCCGUCGGUGCCCAAACGCGGCACAAUCUUCCUGAUCCACGGCUUCCCAGACAUCAGCAUGGGGUGGCGGUACCAGAUCCCCUUCCUCACCAAGCUGGGGCUCGACGUGGUGGCGCCAGACUCGAUGGGCUACGGCCGCACCGACGCGCCCAAGUGGACGCUGCAGGACUACAGCUACCGGCGGGCGGCCGACGACAUGGCCGAGCUGGCGCGGCAGAUGGGGCUGCGUAAGAUCAUCCUGGGCGGCCACGACUGGGGCGGAUCGAUCGUGUACCGAGUGGCGCAGUACUACCCAGACCUGAUCGCGGCCGUGUUCAGCAUCUGCACGCCCUACUUCCCGCCCAACCACAAGUACGAGCCGCUGGGGAUCCUGGUGCAGAAGCGGCUGCCCAACUUCGGCUACCAGCAACACUUCAUCUCCGGCGAGAUCGAGGACGCGGUGCAGUCCAAGGCCGAGAUCCGCCAGUUUUUGGUGAACAUGUACGGCGGACGCACAGCCGACACGCGCGAGGUGGCCUUCGACGCGAACAAGGGGCUCGACCUGGCGCGCCAGGCGCGCAUGGGCACGACCAAGCUGCUGGCCGACGACGAGCUGGCCUACUACGUCGACGAGUACGCGCGCCACGGCGUCUACGGCCCGCUCAACUGGUACCGCACCCGCGAGGUCAACUACAUGAACGAAUGGCGCGACUUCUACGACAACGGCCGUAAGGACCCCGUCCAGGCCGACAAGGACCAGACCCUGCACCAGGAGAUCCUGUUCGUGCUCAGCAAGAAGGACCAGGCCCUGCAGCCCUUCAUGGCCGCCAAGAUGCCCGAGCGCAUCCCGCGCCUGACCUGGCGCGAGGUCGACGCGGGUCACUGGGCUCUGUGGGAACGGCCCGAGGACUGCAACCGGCUCAUCGGCGAGUGGUUGGAGGAGAAGGUCUUCCCGACCUUGGGCAGGGAGAGUAAAUUGUGA